UUUCGAUACUCGGUAUGAUGAAUUGUACGACGUCGAAAUAUAUGCAAGGAAAGUGAGCUCACUGCUGUUACCUAACUGCAUUUCGCACCCCGAGAUCCACUCGCCGACCACCGAGUAGCCAAUCAGAAUAAUUCUUUUUGCGAGCCGGCCUUCCAUUUCCCCUAGCCACCUUAGCCACGCAUCAUUCGAUACGUGAGAAAUUCUUCCUAAUCAGCUAAGAUUGACUGGAAACCGAGUCAACGGCCACCAAAUCAGAUCAAUUCGAACUACCACAGCCUGCACAACCACCACCACCGCCCGCCAAACACCACACCACACACCCAUACCCAAUCUCGAAAUAAUUUCUUUUAUUUCUUUUAACAUAACAGGGACGAAGGAUAGAAAAGGACUAAACGAACAAAUACGACACUUAUCUUUAAUUCUCGUCGACUUACCCGAUUAAACCGCACCUCUCCACUCGACUAAUUUUCUUUUUUUUUCUUCCUUCAAUCUCCCCUCACCUAAUUAAAAAAUAUUAUGUCCUCGAUGUCGCUCCUCAGAAUCGCCUCGCGCGGGCCUUCUAAGACCUUUUUCCGUGCCAACCGACCUGUCGCACCCACCCGAUCCAGUGCAUCUUUCGUUCCUGGCUUAAUCGCUGGCUCUAGCCUUAACUUCAGCACAACCGUGUCCCGAAGUUCGGCUGCGCACCACGAAGAGACAUUCGAGGAAUUCACUGCUAGGUACGAGAGUGAAUUUGAGAAGGUGCAAGAUGUUUUCGAGCUUCAGCGUAACUUAAACAACGCAUUCGCCUACGAUCUCGUCCCCUCCCCCUCAGUCGUCGAGGCCGCCCUCCGCGCCGCCCGCCGCGUAAACGACUUCCCCACCGCCGUCCGCAUCUUCGAAGGCAUCAAGGCCAAGGUCGAAAACAAGGACCAGUACCAACAGUACCUCGACGAGCUCAAGCCCCUACGCGAAGAGCUUGGUGUCCUCCUGAAGGAAGACCUAUACCCCGAAGGCCCCAAAUAGAGUCCUCCCUCUCUCAUUUCCACUACUCACUAGUCAUUCAUCAUUCAUCGUCAUUUUCCGUCUAAAGCAUUUAAGAACGAAGGGUUGAAAAGGAACGGCGCGAGGAAAGAGGUGUCGUGUCUGGUAGUUCAGGGGCGCGACGGCGAAGAGAACAAACAGGGAGAGGCCAUGCGCGGAUAAGGAAAAAAUAUAAACAGCAAAAAUCCGACGUAGGCCUCGAUCUUGGAUGGAUGGGUUUCUACCGUCGCGAUGUGUAUAUGUCUACGAACCUCUACUACAUCCCAAUAAAUAACAAAUUAACAACUGAA
Molecule: messenger RNA, 1313 nt
Organism: Annulohypoxylon maeteangense
Lineage: Eukaryota; Fungi; Ascomycota; Sordariomycetes; Xylariales; Hypoxylaceae
Product: putative cytochrome c oxidase polypeptide VI mitochondrial precursor
Exons: 4
Coding region: 517-1005 (162 amino acids)
Biological process (GO): mitochondrial electron transport, cytochrome c to oxygen
Cellular component (GO): mitochondrial inner membrane
Source: RefSeq, a predicted model, not a curated record